CAGAAAGUAAAAGCGAUUGCAAACGAUAACCCUCUUUCUCUGCUUUUUCUCCAAAUUUGAAUUCGAUGGAAUUCAGAUACAGAGCCAUCGACAGUAAUCGGCCACCUCCUGCGACGGAGACGACUCCAUCUCAGUCGCCGAACCCGAGCUUCCCUUUCUUUUCGGCCCGAUCAAUGUCAGGAAAAAGUGAGGAACAAGUUCGGGAAGCGAUGAUUCAACGGGAAAUUGAGAAAGAAAAAAUCCGUCAAGAGAUCAUUAUUGCAGAAGCAGCGAGAAAACGAGAGCUUAUAGCUGAGGUUUUACAAGAGAUGGCUAUCGAGAGAGAGAUGUCGAUUAGACGAGUCUCUGACACCGGAAUGUCGCUUGAGGAGAAGCUCAUUAUGUGGAUCAAUCAAAGGAAGCUUCCAAAUCAGAAUCAGAAUCAGAACAACAACAACUUGUUCAAAGCUAAGUAUAGUUACAUUGAUUCUCUGAUCAACACAGGCUCUUACAACAGUCUAGUUACAUCACCAAUGAUGCAAUUGCCUCAACUCCAGCAAAUUUCUGAAGCUACUGGAACAUCAAUGUUGGAGUCUAACAAAGAGAAGUUGAUUGUAUUGAGUAGGGCUGAUCAUAUAGGAGCAAAGCCUAAAGCAGACAGUGUUGGUACCAUGCAAUUGCCUCAACUCCAGCAAAUGCCUGAGACUACUACCGGAACAUCAGUUUUGGAGUCUAACAAAGAGAAGUUAAUUGUAUUGGCUAGAGCUGAUCCUGUAGGAGAAAAGCGUAAAGCAGAGGAUACUCAAACUGGUUUGAACGAAGAUCUUCAAAUGAAAAGGCAGAAAUCAAAAGAAUCAGAAGCUAAGACGAUGUCUUUGGAAAGCGGAGAGAUAGUCUCUUCGAAGCUUCCUUGUUUGGGGAAACUUGGCUGUGGAAAGAAAGUAGAAAUCAAGGUAAGAAGUAAUUAUAAGUUUUGGUGUGAGAUUUGUAAAGUUGGGACCUAUUGUCAAACAGUCAUGCGAGAUCAUGAGUUAGGUAAAAAGCAUAAGGCUGCUGUUACACAACAGAAUGAAGCACCUGAAGCUGCUUCAACCUCCUUAUCCCCUGCCUCAGUUACAGCGCCGCAAUCAGAAGCUACUACAGUACGUGAAGAUGCUAAUCCGCAGGGAAAAGUGGAUGAAAUGUCGGCGAAAGAAACAACGGGAAAGACGACAGAAGGUGAGAAGAAAAAGAAAGGAACGUUUUGGUGCAAAACUUGUAAUAUUCAGACGAAUUCUGAGCAGACUAUGAGGAAUCAUACGCUUGGGAAAAAACACAUGGCUUUGAUUGGGAAACAGCAGAAGAAACUCAUUACCGUCCCAGUGAGAUCUUUAAAUGCUGAUCCCGGAGAGAAGGAAUCAGUUUCUAUAGCAAUGGAUGAUACAAAAGGUCAUAAUGGCAUUGACCUCUAAAGAAGGCCUAGGAGAGAAGCCAAAUAUGGUUUGCCUCGAGGCAUUUCAAAUGGUGGGGUCGAGUUUUGGCUAUAUAAAGACGACUACAUAAUGAAUAGUUCUUCUUGCAAUACAGCAGAUUCACAAAGAUCACAACACAUAUGACAGACAUGUCCCAUACAACAGAGAAUCACGAAAGACUGUUCUACUUAGCAUGUUAUAAAUUUGCAUCUAUUACAACAAAUUGAAUUAUUUGAAAAUCAGAUCUUAUUUCCAACUAAAAAUGUAAAGGUGCUUCAGAAGAAGAGUUCUUGCUUCUUGAGACUAGUGCGUUUCGUAAGGUUUAA
This is a messenger RNA of Arabidopsis lyrata subsp. lyrata, 1756 nucleotides long. RefSeq lists its product as uncharacterized. The transcript is spliced from 5 exons. The record is from RefSeq and is a predicted model, not a curated record. Bases 66 to 1430 code for a protein of 454 amino acids. Gene Ontology annotation, molecular function: zinc ion binding; nucleic acid binding. Lineage: Eukaryota; Viridiplantae; Streptophyta; Magnoliopsida; Brassicales; Brassicaceae.